Molecule: messenger RNA, 1500 nt
Organism: Laccaria bicolor S238N-H82
Lineage: Eukaryota; Fungi; Basidiomycota; Agaricomycetes; Agaricales; Hydnangiaceae
Exons: 4
Coding region: 1-1500 (499 amino acids)
Source: RefSeq, a predicted model, not a curated record
AUGCGUCUUUUGACUAUGACGUCGGCUGUUGAUCGGUUGGAUGGUCCGCCGACGUUGAGGGCUGCGGUGCGGUAUGAGAUGACGGCGUGGUUGGCGAGGGAGUCGGAUGUUAGUCUUGGGGAUCUUUUUGGGAGGUUAGGUAGCUGCCUUGACUUGACGCUGUGUUGUCGUGAUAACCCUAACCCUAAGGUCGACCCCCACGAACCCAAGACGAACCCGACUCUUUCUACGAUAUGGGCGUCUCACUUUAGUCCGCGCCUACACCAAGACGUAACCCUCUCCCAAAACUUGAGGUUCUUUGAUCCUAACAAGAGAACGUCAGCACACAACAUGUACGACAACUACAUAUCCGAAGCCGACAAAUUCCUCUCUCCCCCCUCCGAGUCUCAACACAACAGAAACUCGGGUGUCAGCAACCUGGGCAUGGGUCCACUGAACAUGAGGGUAGCUGCUGCUUCCGCUGGAAGUUCUCCAUCCAAGCCCGCAGCCUUGGCAGCCGCCACGCAGUCACCCUCUCCUACGCAUCGUCAGCCGUCUCCUACGCAGCAGCAGCACAAUGCUCCUCAGCCGCAGCAGCAGCAACAACAACAACAGCGGCCGCCUCAACAGCAGCAACAACGGCCGCCUCAGCAGCAACAGCAACAGCCUCCCCAGCAGCAACAGCGGCCUCCCCAGCAACAACAACAGUGGCCUUCCCAGAAGCAACAACAACGCCCUCCCCAGCAGCAGCAACAACAACAACAACCUCUCCAACCAACAGCAGCCCUAAACCUCGCCCAACCUCCCCCCUCCCUCCCACCAACAGGCCUAGGCCGCCUCCCACGCUCCGCAAACCCCUUCGAACCCCCCGCACCCCCAUUCCCCUCCUCUCCCUCCCCAUCAACACCACACCCGCUCCAACCACUAAUGACACCUAUCAAACCCACCUUCGCCCUCCCCUCCUCUUCCCCUUCUUCUCCUUCCCAAGGCGGUGGCGGAGGCCCAGCGGUAACAUUUUCCACAACAACACCCACCCCUCGCAAACCCAUCAUCCGCUCAAACUCUGAAGACCCACUCCUCCCUACGCGCGGUGAGAAAGGGGACGUUUUCUGGCGUCGGUUCUCCAUGAUCGCCAAGGAAGAAUUGGCAAAACCCCGUGGGGCGAAAGAUUCUUCGUGGUUGAAGAAAACCCAGAAUGGAAAUGGGAGAAUGAACAGAUGGGUAGGUAUCGUUUCUGUGUUGUUGAUUUUAUGUAUAGUGGCUGCUGUGGGAUUGGGGAUUUAUUUUAAUCGGAAUGCGCCGGGACAUCAGCAGCCGAAGGUUUUUGGAGGAGUGGGGAUGAGGUUGGGAGUUCUGUUGCGACGAGUGCGACUAGUGCCCGUGCCAGUGCAAGUGCGAGGGGGACGGGGAAGAGUGGAGGGACGACGAGCAGCAGUUUGCAUGUUAGUCCGACGUUUACUGUUGCGAGGCGGGAGGAGGAGGUGUAGAAAUCUAGAUCUAGAUCACACGAUCACACGGUAA